Molecule: messenger RNA, 1071 nt
Organism: Candidula unifasciata
Lineage: Eukaryota; Metazoa; Mollusca; Gastropoda; Stylommatophora; Geomitridae
Source: the annotation of a GenBank genome assembly
AUGGUUGCCCACCCCAAGGACUGUGACAAGUACAUCCAGUGCUACUACGAUGAACUCGAUGACGUAGACCUGGGGGUGGUCAGAACUUGCCCAAUGGGACUUCACUGGCAUUACUUGAAUGAGACCUGUACCAAACCUUCUGAAGCCAACUGUUCUAACGAUCGAUGCAAGGAAGAAUGCUCAGCCUACAAGACUGGGGGCGCCUGCGGAGCCUACUGGGAGUGUGAAGACGGCGUGUCAUCAGCGAAAUGUUGCCAACAGAACUAUACAUUUGUCCCUGAGCACGGGUGUCAGCCAGACGACACUUGCAAAGACUUAUGUGUCACGGAAAAGGGGUGCGGUAAGUGUCAGAAGAAGCCAAACUGGCAGCGUUCUGCCGGAUAUGACGUCAUGAUUCUCGGGGGAAACAUGUGGUUUCCGCGGCCAUGUUCCUAUGAAGACUUCGAUAUCGUCGACUGUGACUGCACGGCCCCGAGGGAUCACGUAUGCCCUGCCGACAGAGUCUUUGAUUUCACUAAUCAAACGACAAGGACCGCAAUUGACAAGGGAGAUGAGGAGGGGAUCCGCGUGUCUGACGUGACCUAUAACCCGGAAGGAAUUGUCCUAGGACAUAAAAGCGCUGUCCAUGUGAAUGUAAACAAAGGACCCAGUAAUAAUCAACCAUUUACACUGGAAUUCAGGUUCCGAGAGCUGGACUCCUUCAGCCCUUACGGUGAAACCUUGUUCAGCUCCGGGGUCAACUGUGGCACUGCCAACUCCCUUCUAGUGUCCGCCAACGAUGAGUUUAUCUUUGCCGAAGUCAAAGCAGGUGAACGUGUGUCAGAGGUCAAGGUUCCGUUGAAGGGACUUAACAAAGAAGAAUUCAAGGAUCUAGUUCUGUCCUACCACGAAGGAGUUCUAGCCCUUUCUAUCAAAGAUGAACAAACACAGUACAUUGUCAAGACAGAAGCUCCGGACAAUCUGUGCCUCUCUUGUGGCAUUGACAUUGGCCAGGGGCUCAACAAACUAAGUUUCGAUGGAGAGAUAGAAAAGAUCGCUGUCUAUUCGUGCCCUUGGAAGCUUUUGUAUUAG